Messenger RNA from Anopheles coustani, 1580 nucleotides. It is a transcript of the gene Atf-2, whose product is annotated as cyclic AMP-dependent transcription factor ATF-7. The record is from RefSeq and is a predicted model, not a curated record. The transcript is spliced from 2 exons. NCBI's taxonomy places the organism in Eukaryota, Metazoa, Arthropoda, Insecta, Diptera, Culicidae. Gene Ontology annotation, molecular function: DNA-binding transcription factor activity, RNA polymerase II-specific; cAMP response element binding. The coding region runs from base 66 to 1421 and encodes 451 amino acids. Gene Ontology annotation, biological process: regulation of transcription by RNA polymerase II.
UUGGCAACAGAUUAGAUUCGUCGUCUCCCGUGUUUACGUGAACAUAUAUCGACAGAAUUGAUUUCAUGGAGAAAGAGAUCGAUUCCAAGGAGCCUAAACAGGAAUUUCACUGCGAAAUUGAUGGCUGCAAGCAGAGUUUUACGACCGAGGUGCAUCGAAACGUGCACACCAAAAAGCAUGACCUAAGUCUAAACCUGGAGAUGCCCCUCAAGGGAGCAGCGGGUGGGCUGUUUGCAGACCAAACACCCACCCCAACGCGUUUGAUUGGAAAGUGCGAAGAAGUUGGUCUAUUCGAAGACUUGAAGAAGGUAAAUCCGUUCGAUGAAACGUUCCGUCGGGCGGUGGAAUCCGGAACGGGUGGAUCACCACUGUCUGCUGAUCUUCAGUCCCCAUCGACAACAGCAUUGUCCGUGCCUUGUUGUCGUAUUGGCGAGGGAGAAACUCUGCAUACACCACAUAUUUUCCCCAGCAAUAUCGAUCGUAGCGCCCAUGACGAUCCUCCUGGGAAUAAAGAGAGUGUUGCUAAGCAACGCUCAAAACCCAAAGCCAGUGGUGCUUCACGCACCAAACAAGACCUGGCGAAGGAUGCAGCGGAUACAAACGCUGGACAAAAGUACCCGAAAAAACGCGCGGCUGUAAAACGUAAAGCUCCGGCAAUGGUUGAUAUUUUGCCAAAACCGGCCGUGGUACAAUCUUCACAAGUAUCCGAGACGAUUCCACUGCUCAUCAUUCCAUCCGGCAAACCAUCCAGCCAACUACCCGUGGCAGCAUCGGAUCCUAGCCCAAGCUCAGACCCGGUUCUGGUCAAGGAGAAACUGAAACAACAUCUAGCCAAGGUCCGCGAGUCUGGAAAGGGAAAGAAAGAAAAGCCAGUCACAGGCAAGCGAUCGGAGAGUGGCGAGGAAGACAAAAAGAAUAGCAGCAAACUUUCGAAACCAAUCGAUCUUACAAAAUCACCCGAUGAACAGGCCGAUUUGAAGCACGAGCGUUGGAAGGCGGCGGCUAAACGUUACAGACUCCGGGUUAAAAACAGCCAAGAUCAACAGCACCAGCGAAACAUUCAGCUGGAAGAAGAAAACUUACGCCUGCGAACGGAACUUGCGGCGCUGAAGCACGCACACCGCAACUGCUCCGUAAUGCGAGAAAUGAAGCUUGCCGCAGCUCUGGCGCAGGGCACGGCACAUACCAUUGCUGCCACCGUUGGCGGCAUACAGGAGCUGGGUGCGGGUACGGUCGUAUACAACAGCGUCGAUCCGCAGCAUCCAAUUUCGCUAUCCACUCCCCAGCAACGGCUGAUUACAUCGCACAUAAUCGAUAGUCAUUCGAUGAACCGAAGUCCGAUAUUUAUUGUAAUCGGUGCGGGGGCGGAUUCGAAUGGGCCGGUUGCAUCAAGCAGUGCCUUACCUGAGAAAGGUAUAUAAAAUCUAAAAGACCUGGUUUCAUUAACAUCUUAACAGUGAUUAAUUGUAGUUUUGCACUCGUCGCAUUGCUGGCCUUUCAACGAGUUGCGCCUAUUAAAAUGUUAUAUUUUAGUGGAAAUAAGUUUGAAAAGCAAUAAACAUUACACAUAGUGUAGAAUU